AUUGAUUUGUUUGUGUACAAACAGGUGUAGGCUAUCGUCAGUUGUGAUUCGUGAACAUUCGUGAACAGGGGAAUAUAUUGCACGAAUCUUGAGCGAAAAUGGGGACGAUCAAACUAGAAGGCGUCGAGAUUUAUCCUGCUCAGACAGAGGGCAGCCCAGAUGUGUAUUCAGAAAGUCCAUUUCGCCUUGCUAAAGCGAAAUGGGUGUCAGAUGAUGAGGCGUUGAUAUGCAUUGCCUGCAACCAGAAGUUCAACCAGCUAAGACGCAAGCACCACUGCAGGAUGUGCGGCCGGGUCCUCUGUAGCAAGUGCUGCAAGGAGAAGGUCCCCCUCCCUCAGCUCAGCCUCCAUGACCCGGAGAGGGUCUGCGAUAUCUGUCUGCCCGUGACUGAACUAGUCACCAAGGCUCGGUCCGGCUCAACUGCAUUUCAAAUUGAAGCAUCGACAGGUCUCUUAGAGAAUGUCUGUGACCCCAAUGGACUUCGAAAGGUCGUUGAACUAGGCGGCCUGCAGACCUUGAUCUAUCUGUCAAGGGUCAACGCCCAGCCAGUCAAGAGGGCCUGUGCUUCAGGAAUUCACACGAUGUCUACCCAUCAGCCAUUGCAACAUUUGCUUGCUGAUGCGGGUGCUAUCAAGGCAAUCUGUGGUAUACUUUCCACAGCAGAUGAAAGUCAGGAAACACUCAUCAUUGAUGCAAUAAGUGCCCUUAUGAUCUUUGUCAAAUCACCACAUCUCAAAACAAAAGCAUUAUCUGAUGGUGCCUUACAGCCUGUAUUGAAGCUUUGUGGAAUGCAAGCUUCUGAGGCUAUUGCUCUCCUAGCCGUCCGCACGUUGAAUCUCAUCACAGAACAUGCAGGGAACCAUGCAGCAAUCAUUGAGAACGACAGAAAUGCCUUGCCACAUCUUCUUUCCCUCACCACAUCCAGUGAUGAACAGAUGCAAGAGAUAACUCUGAAGACGUUAGGAGGUCUGUCAAUGGGAACAGACUGGCAUAGACAUAGAAUAGUGCAGGAGGACUUUUCAUCUGGGAGAAAUCUUUCAAGGGUUUUGAGAUCAAGGCCAAAGAACAAGCAAGUCUUGUGUAAUGCAGCAUGUCUGGUAGCCAACCUGGCUACAUCAGAACAAGACCAGGGGUCAUUAUCAGAGUGCGUUGACUCCUUAUGUACCCUCCUGACAGAGUUUCGCUAUCAGAAGGAGCUUCUCAUGCAUGUCGCCAGGGCCCUUGCCAACUUUGCCAAGUAUCGUCAUAAUGCUUUCAGACUUGUGGAACGAUUGCCAGUAAUUAUCACAAUUUGUUUAAAGUCAAGUGCUGAUGAAGUAGUACAACAAGGCACAAGGAUCAUUCUUCAUCUACUGCAACAUUCAGCAGAUUCUACUAUCAACUGUCUCCUCACAGAUGGAGUCACAGACCUCCUUAAAGUCAUCUCUAAAGCACCAGGGAUGGUUGAUGCUAUGCAGAGCUCCCUCCUCCUACAAGCUGCUGAGAGAGAAGCGCCCUCUUGAGUUCAGGUUAAGAGUGAUCUAUAUUUUUGUCUAUUCUCUGGAGGUUAAAGACCCACUGUACUUAUUGUAGUACUUGCUGUUAUGUUAAUUGAGAGCUAAGUUGAUGAGAUAGCCACCUGUCAGUGACCACGCUGUGUGGUCUAAUCCCUCCUGGCCAAACUAGUACAGACUGCCUUUAACUGACAGUUCAACUAUUGCCUGUCUUAUCAAUGUAUGGGCAAGUCCAAGGUAUUUAAUAUUUCGUUGUCUUUUAUGCUAUCAAGAAUAAUUAAAAAGAAAGAAAAACUGAAAAUCGCAAUUGCAGUUUUCCCAGUUAUUUGGUGAGAUUCAAGCUUUACAGUAGAGCUGUUAAACUUGAUAGCAUCAUCAGGUGAACCGAAACCUGAUUAUGAUGUCAAUAACUUAGUUGAGAAAAUACUGUGGACUUGCCCAUAUAUUGACUUGAAAUGCUAUGUCUAUGAAAGAAAUGUUUUAUAUUCAAACGGUGCCUUUGUAGAACAUCCUUGCUCUCACACUACGUUGUGAACAGUCUCAGUAAAAGAUGCCAAUGAAAAGAGCUUUGGCAAUAGGAAAAUAGUUUAACGUGUACAAUGAAUGACAAGGGCCAACACUGUACAGGAACAAAAAAAUGUGGCAUCCUUAGGUCACAAUGCUGAUAUUUACAAAUACGUGACACAAGCAUGCAUAUCAUUAUAUUUUGCUGCAUAAUUUUCUCUUUUUUAACUCCAUUUCAUUGCCAAAAGUUUUAAUGGAUCUUGUGGUUAACCAUGUAUCAGCCAAUGGUUAUUUCAAAGUGUUAGUUGAACUAUCAGAGUAGUGAUUUCUUUGUUACUUGAAUAUCAUGUUUGUCUAUGGCCAUAAAGCACAUCUGCAUAUAUUCUAUUCAUGUAAAUAAACAUGCAAGUAGAUAUAAUACUUAUAUUUUUUUUCUGCUAUGAGUGAGACAAAUUUUCACACCUUAGAUUAGUUAACAUCCUUUUGACUCUCAGUUAAAAACAUAUUAAUAGAUUCUUGCACAUCUACAAGUAUAUAGCACUCAUAUCGCUGAAACUCUUGGCGCUUUGACAUUAAUACAAUCUGGAUUUAUAGAGCUUUUAUGAAAUACCAUGUCUAAGUGCUUUACAGAUGUCAUUACCCGGUCAUUGGAUUCAUUCAUGCACAAUGUGCACCAUCUCCACUCCCUGGGGCGUGUUCCUACCAUAUGGUCACUGUGAGGGUAUAUGGCAAUUACCAACUC
Molecule: messenger RNA, 2739 nt
Organism: Strongylocentrotus purpuratus (purple sea urchin)
Lineage: Eukaryota; Metazoa; Echinodermata; Echinoidea; Camarodonta; Strongylocentrotidae
Exons: 12
Coding region: 99-1502 (467 amino acids)
Molecular function (GO): metal ion binding
Source: RefSeq, a predicted model, not a curated record